AUGAGCGAAUCAAAAAAAUAUAAAUGGAACCCCGUUAGAUGUCUAGUUUGCUGGAUUAUGUUGUAUCUUAUUUUAUGGACUAAUUUUUUAGAUGGGUUAAAUAAGUUCAAUCCAAUUAUUAAAGAAGAAGGAUAUUUAUAUUUAAAAGUAGCAUAUAAUUGUGAAUAUAGCGGUUUGAUAGGAUUAGAAAAUAAUUAUAUAUUGCACUAUUGUUUUUUUGUUAGUAAUGCAACAAAUGGAUUAUCACUUACAACAUUUAACACAUUAAAAUUAAAAUGGGAUAUACCAAAAGAGGUUCUAUUAUUUAAGAAUGAUAAUAUACAAGGAUAUUCUUUUAUCACAGAUUUUAUAUCAAACAAUUUAAUAUUAAUUUAUGAUAUAAAUAAUAUAACAAAGGUAACUGUAUUUAACAAUUAUAUCGAACCAUCUAUUAUAUCAAAUAAAAUAACUGUAAAUUAUAAAAUGGUGCAUAAAUUUAAUAUAAUUUCAAAAGUUACUUAUUUUUAUAAAAAUAAAAAAUCAUUAUUUAUGUGUGGAAUGAAUAAUAAUGGAAAUAUCAUUUGUUCUUUUUCAUUCGAUUAUGGUUUAACAAUGACAGAUGAAAAUUUGGUUGAGUUUAUUUUAAAAGAUUCUAUUCCAAUAAUUCAAUAUAAGAUAGAUGUAAAAUUUAAAAAACACUAUGUUUAUUUUAAUUUACGAGAAGAAAAAAAAGAAAUAAGUUUUUAUGAAUUUAAAUGUUUUCAAGAUACAGAAAACUCAUAUACUUGUGAUCUUUUAAAUAUAAUUUCAGCAAACUUGCAAAAUAUUAAAUAUAAAUAUAUACUUCGUACAAAAGAUUCACAAAUAGUUUCAUAUCAAAAAGGAAAUAUAUGUUACAUUGGAUGGUCCUUUAAUUCGUUAAAUAUAAAUACAGAGAUAGAUAAACAAAUUUCUGAUACAGAAUGUUUUAACGUCUCUAUUGUUCAAAUGAAUGAAAAUCUCUUAGCCACUUUCAAAAAAAAUAUAAAUCCAGAUGAUAAAACAGGGAAUGAAUACUACGCAUUAUUCGAGAAACUAACUCCUAAGGAAAGUGGAUGCGAACUCCGAUUAGAUGCAGGAAGUCUUUAUGUUACAAACAUUUUUAUGGAAAAUACAUGUAAAUUAUGGAUAGAAGAUUUAGAUUCAAAAAGAGAAGAUGAUGGUGAAGUAAGUUUUAGUAUUGUAGUUCCUGAAUCAUUUAAUAUAAUAAAAAAUAAAUGUUUUGAAAGUAACAAUAAUACAAAUAACUCAAUUUAUUAUCUUAAAAAAUAUGAAGAAGAAAAUAAUAUAAAAGUAUAUAUAUUCACACUUUAUAAACAUAUAUUAAUACAAGAAAUUGAUCAAAGUAAUAAAUGUAUAUUUGAAAAUAAUAUAAAUAAAGAAAAAAUAUAUGUUGUAUUAACUAUGGAAAAUUAUUAUAAAAAUUAUAGUUGUGAUAUUGAAGUUGAAAAUUGUGACCUUUUUAUUUAUGAUCAAAGCAAAAUAACAAUAAAUUAUAAUAAAAAUUGGAUAGUAGAUGAAGAAAUAAAACAAUCUAACAUACUUUAUAAUGACGUAUAUGUAUCUUUAUAUAAUAUAUUAAGUCAAACUAAUGCUAACAAUUUAAUAGAAUUAAAUAACGACAGCAUUAUACUAACUAUCCCAUCACUCAUACCUAGUACAAGAACGAUAAAAAUUCCAUUUUUUAGAAAAAUUGGUGGAAAUGAUGAAAUAAAUGAAUAUGACGAUGAUGAUGAAAAAGGUAAUCAUGAAAUAAUACGAAGUAAUGGAAAAUAUGGUAAAGUUCCAAAUAAUGAAACUCGAUAUGUUUAUAUACGAUUGCAAAAAACUUAUAGACCUAUUAAAAAAGUAUUGGGAAUAAAUUUUUCAGAUACUUUUGAUAUAUAUUAUAAAUAUUACAAAUUUUAUAAAGAAAAUAUUAAAUUUUUAGUAAAUGAUUUUUCAGAAACGAAUUACAUUGGUAUGAUAUGUCAAACAAAUAAAGAAACAGAUGUAAAACCGUGUAGUUUUACUUUUAUAAAUGAUCCGAAUCAAAAUACAUCUAUACCAAUUUCAUCUUACAUGAAAAACCCACCUUUUUUAUCCUAUUUUAAUAAAAAUAAAAUACAACACCAAAACAGUAUUGAGUAUGUAAGUGAAACCCGUUUUAUUUUUCCGAAAAAUUUUAAUGAAACAUUACAAGAAAAAGGAAUCAAAGAUAUACAUUUUAGAUGCAUUUGUUCUACCCAGAAUGGGAAAAAUGAUGAUGACACUCAUCAUGAAAUACAAUAUUUUAUAACCACUGGAAAUAUAUCAAAUGAUGAUAUGCUUGAAAUUCCUAGACAUAUUACAAAUAAUACUUCUUCUACACCCAAUCUAGGUUCAAGAAUAAACAAUAUAAAUCGUAAAUUAUCAAAAAGAAAUAAUUAUUUACCUAAUAAUAUGAAUGACGAAGAUACAAAACAUCAUUAUGAUACUGAUUCAGUUACUCAAUUCGAAUUUAAUUUUGUCCAGGUUUUUAUAGGUAUAACUAUAUUCCAUAUUUUGAUAUGCUUUUUAUAG
This is a messenger RNA of Plasmodium berghei ANKA, 2559 nucleotides long. RefSeq names its product 6-cysteine protein. The transcript is spliced from 2 exons. Lineage: Eukaryota; Apicomplexa; Aconoidasida; Haemosporida; Plasmodiidae. The coding region runs from base 1 to 2559 and encodes 852 amino acids. The record is from RefSeq and is a predicted model, not a curated record.